Messenger RNA from Salpingoeca rosetta, 2802 nucleotides. RefSeq names its product minichromosomal maintenance factor. The transcript has 17 exons. Gene Ontology annotation, biological process: mitotic DNA replication initiation; DNA replication; double-strand break repair via break-induced replication. Bases 226 to 2802 code for a protein of 858 amino acids. Gene Ontology annotation, molecular function: single-stranded DNA helicase activity; ATP binding; 3'-5' DNA helicase activity. Gene Ontology annotation, cellular component: nucleus; MCM complex. The record is from RefSeq and is a predicted model, not a curated record. Lineage: Eukaryota; Choanoflagellata; Craspedida; Salpingoecidae.
CGGGAACUCGAACACAAAACAGCUGCCUGCAGCAGUGCAAGUCAGUGACACACACCACACCACACCACACAAAGCGAGCAGAUCCUUUGUUGUGCGGCAAGUCUCAUUGCAGAAGCAGAAGAAGGACGAGCAGAAGAAGGACGAGAAGACGAGAGACAACACAAAGGAGCAAACGGCUGCCCAAACACACACAUACAUACACACACAUACACACAUACAAGAACGAUGGCUGAUUCGUCCAACCCACCCAGCUCCCCUGGGGAGCGUCCAUCCUCUCCUCCAUUCAGUGAAGGAUACCGCUACGAUGAUGAGACAGAGGAUCUGCAGCAGCAGCAAGCUGGCGAGGACGUCGAGGAAGAGGAAGAGGGAGAGGAGCUGUUUGGAGAUGACAUGGCUCGCGAUUACCGUGUGAUUCCCCAGUUGGAUACCUACGACCCGAACAUGCUCGACGAGUCAGAGCAGCGCGAGCUGUCACUGAACGCCCGUGCGCGGGUGGAGCGCCAGCUUGCCAAGCGCGACGCAGAUGAGGCCAUGCGCGUUCGCGGCAAAACACGCCUUCCCGCAGGCCUUGGCUUUGGUGAUGAUGAGGAGGAAGACACUGGCGAGCUGCCGCGUCGCCGCCGCCGUAUUGCUGAGCGAUCCGCACGUACAGCCGAGGGCGAAGAGGACACGGAGUUCCAGGAGGACCAGGACUAUGCUGAGGACGAGACCAUCAUCGAGAACCUCGAGGAUCGCAAAGGCCACACGCUGCGGGAGUGGAUCACAAUGCGCCCGACACAGCGUGAAAUCUACAACCGCUUCAAGAACUUCCUCCGCACAGCCACAGACGACCACGGCAAGUCAAUCUACGGCAAGCGCAUUCGCGACAUGUGCGAAGCAAACGGCGAAUCACUCAUUGUCAGCUACAUUGACCUUGUGCAACCAUCUGCCUGCGAUUGCAAUCUUCACUACGACCGCAUCAAGAGUGACAUCCACGUGCGCAUUGGAGCGCUGCCUGUGCUUGAUGCCAUCCGCGACAUUCGCCAAACACAUCUCAAUGCACUGGUCAAGCUGCAGGGUGUCGUCACCCGCCGCACAGGCGUCUUCCCACAGCUCAAGCUUGUGAAGUACACUUGCGAAAAGUGCAAGUCUCCGAUUGGCCCCGUUGCACAGGACACAAUCACCGAAACCUCCGUCGCCAACUGCCCAACUUGCCAAUCCCGCGGCCCGUUCUCGGUGAACACGGAGGAGACGGUGUACCGCAACUACCAGCGCAUCACAAUCCAGGAGUCGCCCGGGUCCGUUCCGCCGGGCCGCCUCCCGCGCCAGAAGGACGUCAUCCUCCUCUGGGAUUACGUCGACUUUGUCAAGCCUGGCGACGAAGUUGAGGUGACGGGCAUCUACCGCAACAACUUUGACAAGUCCCUCAACUCCAAGCACGGCUUUCCUGUGUUCUCAACCGUCAUCGAAGCAAACUACAUUGAGAAGAAGGCCGACAAGCUCUCCACGGACGAGCUGAGCGACGACGACAUCAAGCGCAUCCGGCAGCUUGCGGAGGACGAGAACAUUGGCGCCAAGGUCAUCCGCAGCAUCGCCCCCUCCAUCUACGGCCACGACGACAUCAAGACCGCCAUUGCCCUCGCCAUGUUUGGCGGCGAGCCAAAGAACCCGGGCGGCAAGCACCGCGUGCGCGGGGACAUCAACGUGCUGCUGCUUGGCGACCCUGGCACGGCCAAGUCGCAGUUUCUCAAGUAUGUGGAGAAGACGGCGCACCGCGCGGUGUUUACGACAGGACAAGGUGCAUCUGCUGUUGGUCUCACGGCGUCUGUGAGCCGCGAUCCCGUCACGCGGGAGUGGACGCUGCAGGGCGGCGCGCUCGUGUUGGCGGACCAGGGCGUGUGCCUCAUUGACGAGUUUGACAAGAUGUCUGACCAGGACCGCACGAGUAUCCACGAGGCCAUGGAGCAGCAGAGCAUCUCCGUGUCCAAGGCCGGCAUUGUGACGACGCUGCAGGCGCGGUGCUCUGUCAUGGCCGCCGCCAACCCCAUCAAGGGCCGCUACCAGCCGGGCAAGACGUUUGCCCAGAACGUGGACCUGACUGAACCCAUUCUCUCGCGUUUUGACAUUUUGUGCGUGGUGAAGGAUGUGGUGGACGCCGUCAAGGACGAGCGCCUGGCCUCCUUUGUUGUUAACAGCCACAUCAAGAGCCACCCAGCAAGCAACGCGAUGGACGAGUCUGCGGAUGGGCUGAACGGGACGAGCGACGGCGGGAGCCUGUCGCAGGAGAUGCUUCGCAAGUACAUCCAAUAUGCCAAGCGCACCGUGCACCCGAAGCUGCAGCAAAUGGAUCAGGACAAGAUUGCCAAGCUGUAUGGCGAGCUGCGACGGGAGUCCCAACUCACGGGCAGCGUGCCCAUCACCGUGCGCCACAUUGAGUCGAUGAUUCGCAUUGCAGAGGCACACGCGCGCAUGCAUCUGCGGGACUACGUGCGCCAGGACGACGUCGACAUGGCGAUCCGCGUCACCCUCACCAGCUUCAUUGAGUCGCAGAAGUUCAGCGUGAUGAAGAACAUGCGGCGAAAGUUCCAGAAGUACAUCACGUACAAGAAGGACAACAACGAGCUGCUGAUGUUCCUGCUGUUGAAUCUUCACCAGGAGACACUGUCGUUCCACCAGACGCGCUACAACCAGGACAUUCCCGAAGUCAUUGAGAUUGACCAGGACGAGUUCCAAGCAAGGGCGCGGCAUCUGGACAUUCAUGACCUCACAGAGUUUUACAAGUUCUCCUUGGACGGAAACAAGAUCAAGAAGACAUACGAGUAA